AUGAGAUCGAAUGGACAUUAUAAUGUUAAUGGUGAUGCACAAGAAAUGAAUGUAAAUAACAAUCAUCAUUUACAACAUGAUAUUAUUGUUAAUUCCAAUUAUAUACAUAAAAAAGCAAAUAUAAUGCCAAUUGAUCGAUCGAAAUUUAUGUAUUAUAAUGGGCAACUACUUCCAGUUGAUUAUGUUCUUGUCUAUACACGUUAUCAUUCAAAUCAUUUUCGACGAAGUCAUAAAUUUAAUCGUCAACAUGAUGAAUAUAGACAAUUUUUUCAAGAUCGUCUUAGAAAAUUAGGUUUUAUUAUUGUUGAAGAACGAUUAACUGAUGAAGAAAAUGAUCUUCUAAAUUUACGUCAAGCUGAAACAUCAGCUGAUGUUCCUGAUAAUAAUACCAAUAGUAAUAAUGAAGAGAAUCAUGUACUUGUUCGUGGUUUAUCAACAUUACAACGACAUGUAUCUGUACGUUUACAAAACAUUAGUUCACAUCUAAAAAAAGAUACACAAGACACUACUCAUAAUAACGAUGGAA
This is a messenger RNA of Adineta steineri, 526 nucleotides long. The record is from the annotation of a GenBank genome assembly. NCBI's taxonomy places the organism in Eukaryota, Metazoa, Rotifera, Eurotatoria, Adinetida, Adinetidae.